This is a messenger RNA of Prunus avium (sweet cherry), 513 nucleotides long. The record is from RefSeq and is a predicted model, not a curated record. NCBI's taxonomy places the organism in Eukaryota, Viridiplantae, Streptophyta, Magnoliopsida, Rosales, Rosaceae.
AUGGGUAUUUUCUAUAUCAUCUUCACCUUCAUAUUGUUCUUUCCCUUCCUAACCUUGUCCCUCUUCAUACUUAGAAUCUUCACAGGCAAGUCCAUCAGAAACCCAAACUACCCACCUGUAAAAGGCACUGUCUUCCACCAGCUCUUAUACUUCAACAGACUCUAUGACUACCAAACUGAAGUUGCCAAAGAACACUCAACUUACAGGCUUCUGGCCCCGGACCGCAGCGCAGUAUACACAACUGACAUGCGAAACAUUGAGCAUGUUCUGAAGACCAACUUUGGCAGCUAUUCGAAAGGGGAGUAUAACCAAGCUAUUCUGGCUGAUAUUUUUGGGCAAGGGAUAUUUAUUGUUGAUGGAGAAAAGUGGAAGCAGCAGAGGAAGCUUGCGAGCUUUGAGUUCUCGACGAGAGUUCUUAGAGAUGUUAGCUGCUCUGUGUUUAGAAGAAAUGCUGCCAAACUGGUUAAAGUUAUUUUUGAGAUUUCGGUUGCCAGGGGGGUUUUUGAUAUGCAA